CUCUGUUCAGCGCUGGUAUUUUUUUAUUUUUUUUGUCCCUCUGCCUGCCACAAUCUGAUCAGUUCUUGAAAUCCAAACAUAUUGCCUAAGGCAGUCUGAGACGUGCAGGCCUGCCAGCUGGGAUCUCUCUCGUAGGACCCACGCCGAUAUGUCAUCACAUUUCAUUCGCUCCGCAAAAUGAAUUGCCUGAUUGAAAAACUCUGCUGUAUCCAAGCCUCUGAUCAUCUCAUGCUGACCCAGCUUCUUUCCAGCUUCAGCCUGUGAUGAAUUUAAGUUGAUGGCUGCAGGAUUUUUCCUCUUCUCUUCCAGAUAUCCUACAGGUUCUGAGUGACAUAGAUGAAAUGUCCAAACGGCGUCCUGAAAUCCUGUCUUUCUUUGCAGUGAGUAUACCAAGGCCCACCUCUGAGCCGUACAGAUAAACACACACCACUGCACUGUAGGAACCAGACUCCGUCUACUUUCUGUAUUACUCUUCCAAUCCUCUCAUCAUUUUUUAUUACUAUUACUAAUGAAUACGGUACAUUUGUACAUGAUACAAUUUUAUUUAUUUUUUUACAUUUCGCACCAAAAGCUAAUUUAACCUGGUGCAUAAUGUUUUGAUUUUGUAAAAUAGAACUGCUGUUUUGGGGUGUUAAAAUUAAGUCUUAGAAAUGUUGCAAGCUACCUACUUGUUCGUUGUGGUGCAUUAGCUGUGUACCUCCGGGCACACCUUGGUGAAGUUGCUCCAUGAGAGAGGGAGACAGAGAAUAUUCGUGCGUGUAUGAGUAUACCUACCAUACACUGCAGUUUUUUGUUUUGCCUUUUAAGAACCCACAAGAUUUAAUACAUAAUCCCAACUAACAUUCCAUUCCAAUUCAUUCAGUUUGUAGUCUGCUGCAUUUUCCUUUUUGCUUCCUAGCCUAUCUCAAUGUACCUCCCGACACUAGAAGGCAUAGAUGUGGGCCACAAGGGUUAAGUGAUUAAGUACAUAUCCGAAAUUUGAUUGCUCUGGGCUUUCUGGAGACACCAGAGAGCAAAGCCGAAAUAGUGUCCCACAUUGGGACUGUCCUGCUAAGCUCAUGAAUGUUGGCAAGUUUGUCUCUAAACAUCACUGAUGCAUUACACAAUUUACUCCAGUACAGUGGGUGCUUAUGAAGGGGAUUGCAGUUGUAUUUGGUAACUGGACUAAUACUACAAACUCCCUUUUUCUUUGCACUUGCAAGCAUUGCUUAUGUAUUCUACUUACCUGUUCAUUUUUCUACAAUUUUGCAUAGAAGAGUUCUAUGUGUACCAAGUAAAUAUUUAGUCGAUCCUCCCUUAGGUAUAAAAUCCAAAUAAGUUCUAAAAAAACAAAACAAAACCAACAGAUGCACACCAAUGUCACUGCUAAUGCUAAUAUAGCUUUAUUUAAAAAACAAUGCAACAGAUACAUAAAUAAUACACAUAAAACGACUAAACAUUAUAUAUACAUUAUAUAUGUAUUUGUUGCAUUGCUUUGUAAAUAAAGCUGCAGUGGCACUAACAUUUGUGUUCUACUAUCUAAAAAAUCAAAUAAUUAGAAAAAUGUUUUUUUCAACUGCACGUAUGAGUAAACUUGUAUACUUUGAGAGCCCCACGAAUUAAAUAUAUAUAUAUAUAUAUAAAAAUUUUAAUGUCACUUACAUGUCUUGCCAGAGUGAUUUUCAGCGGCUCAUGAGUUCCACGGAGGAAUCCUGUCGCAAUUUGGCGUUCAACUUGGCUUUGCGCUCUAUCCAGUGUAAUCCCAGGUGAGUGCCUAUGGCCAGAGCUCCAUGUGCUACUGGCUGGAGAGAAGUGUGUGUGUUUUGAUAGGUGGAACAAAGCAAGUGUAUUGCAAAACUUAAUUUGAGAAAAAUAUAUAUCCGUUCAUUAGGUUCUGAGAUAUGUGCCAGUAAUCCAACAAUCUAAAGGGGAGUAGGACAGGCAAACAAGAGGGUCAGAUCACUAGAAAACUAGCCACCCAGGCAAAGACUGGAGAGCUAUUCGCAUUAGUUUACAUAUGGAAGGGGGUGCCAGUGACACCUUGCCAAGCACCAGAUUAAUAGGUAACUCAGCAAGCCAGCCAACCAGGACUGCCCAUGCACACAGCCGCGCAGCACCUCUUCUCUUGGACAGAGGGGAAACAAAUGUGACAUUUGGGAGUUAUGGAGAUUGGAAGACUGGUAAGAUUUGAAUGACAAAACCCAUUAAAAAAAAAUAUCAAACCAUUUAGCAGUUUUCAUGAUACUUUUAACAGUAUUCACUUAAUUAGAGCUUGUGAUUGAGUACUCAUGUUAUAUAUAUUUCUGAAUAAUUAUAGUCUGGUCUAGAACUGGUGCAGGACACAGGAGAUUUGAGGUGUUACAGGAAAUGGUUUAUUACAUUACGAGCUAGCUAUGUUGUCCUUAUAAUUCAGGUGCAUGACCUGUAACAUAGAUCAUUGCAAUUGAUUUUCCAGUCAAUGAAAUGAACAGCUUUUAAUGCAGUGUUAAUGUUCUGUAUACAUGUGGUCUAUAUUAUAUUCUAAUGAUAAUGGUACUUUGUAGAAUUUCUCAAUUCUCUCGCAGUUGGAGUGUUUGUAAGGAACUCCAAGUGCUAACUUUGUGAUCAAACUGUCCCUUGAACAUGUUGGAUUUGUCUAGAGCCUGCUAUUGUCUCAUAGUAAUCUAAUGUCAGAGCUUUUGAUAGAAGCUCAUCUGUCACUUUAAAAGCUGAUGAAUGUUAAUAGUCCUGGCACAUCUGCAUAUAUCAAAGUGGAUUCAUUGAUCAAACAAGUCCAGAAAGUAACAGCUCUAUUGAAGAUGGCUUAUCUUGAGUUUAGGGGGGCUCAUUAUCAGGGUAGCUCUGUGCUCUCCUAGUCACUCUUGGCAUGCCAUGCAACCAAACAGAUGUAAAGACAUGUAGCUACGCAGCAAUAAAACCAGAGCAUAACCCGGGCUCACAUUGCCUGCCAGAUCAUUAAUGUGCAGCUUCAAAAAGUAAGCAAAAGUGGCAUUUUCUUCCCUUAACAAACAGAAUUUUCAUAUUUGGUCGGGUGAAAUGAAGUUCGUUAUAACAGCAGUGGCUUACUUUUUUAGAUUCAUUUAAAGAACAGGCUCUAGUUUCGUUAACAUUUUCAGUAAUUACAAUGAUUUAUAUAGCGCCAACAUGGGCUGCAGCGCACUUACCAGGAGAAGCGGAAUCUGCUGAAAUUACCAAAAAUGAUUAGAAGAAAACAAAAUAAAUAAUCGUCCUUUCAAGGCUAAAUAAAACACAUAUCUAAAAUCAACAGAAGGACUGUAGUCGCAUAUUAUGUUUAUAACUUUCCAUAGCUUCUAUGUAUUGGGAUUUUGGCCACGCUUCUUAUUAUGGGACCCUACAAAGGCUUUAAAUCACUUAAAGUCCCAGUAAGUAUGUAAUGCAGAGCUCUGGGAUGCUGUGUUAAAUGAUAACAUUUAGUGGAUUCAUCUCAUAUGAGCAAAUAUUAGGUUAGGACCCGCUGGAACAGGGGUACUUUUACAGUGUUGCAGGCUAAGCAUUUUAUGGCCAUAAUGUGUGACUAUAACCCCAUUUGUUUUAUCAUUGCUGUUUUUAUUAAGCCAUUGUAGAUCUAUAACUUGUUUAAUGUAGAGUGAGCUGGUUUUGUUUUUGCAGGUAUUUGUUUGUAUAUAGAUGCAAAAGAAUAUAGGAUUUCAGUAUCAUGUGAUACCAUUGUUCUAGGAUAAAAAUAAUUAUUAAAAGAUACUGAAAUACUAUCUUAUUUUACAUCUAUAUAGUUUUACAUCUGUGUCUUUGCUUUCUGUACUGUGUUAUCUUUAAAAUUUAUUAAAGGAACACACCAGUGGGUAAUUUUUAAAAACUAUAUAGUAAAUAUGGCUGUAAAAAAAAAACAAAAACAAGCAAAUACAGUAUUUUUUUGUGUGCAUGUUUUCUUUGGGGCCAUAUGAAAAAUCAGCUUACAAACACUGCAGAUUUGCUAUCUGCAGCCUUUACAAGCCCCUCCUCUCUUUCCCUGACACAGACUUCCAGUCAAGCUGAAUAUUAGCCAAUCCGAGGCCUCCCACUGAGAAGGCUAAGAGCUAGAGCCACGUGUGUGUGCAUGUGAUCGCAGUAGUACAGUUCAUUGAGAAAGGGGGAAGACAGGUGCUCUAUAGCCCACAGUGCCUUCCUCUUCUGUUCGCUCUACCCCAGUUGUGAAAGUGCAGAGUUCUAUUAAAACCAGCAAUUUUAUUAACUGUCAAAACAAAAUACAGAUUCCAUUUACAUGCAGCUCUUCAAGCUUGAAGUGCUUUAUGUCUGCAGUGUACUUUUAAAUAUGUGUAAUAUUUGUACUUAAAAAGUUGUGAGUGAAUUUAGAUUUUUGUGUGCUCAUUGUUGUGUUCUGCUGUCAUUAUUAGUUAUGUGAGAAGUCAAGUGCAAAUUUAAAGCUAAAACAACGGAGCUUGGAGAGUAUAUUUUUCCACUUCUGCUAUUGUAUCUUAAAAAUUGUUCUUUUGUAAAUGGCCCAGAAAUCCAUUACUGCACGAGGUCUGUCAGAAAAAAGUCAAGCCAUUGUUAAUAUAAUGAGAAAGGUUUGCGCGACAUUGAUGUAACCUGGCAGCCAAGGAGAGUGGACUGGAAUGGGCAUGCGUGAUCAAUAAUGACUUCACUGUACUAGUCAGUGGGGAUGCUAGACACCUUGGGUUGAGCAUGUGUGCUGUGUGGCCGCCGCAUUCAAAAUGACUGAGCAAGUAGAGCAACAAAUCUGCCUAAAAUCUUGCGUUAAACAUGAACACUCCUCCACAAAAACUAUUGGGAUGAUGCAGAAGGCUUUCGGCUAUGAUGCAAUGAGUGCAGGGCAAAUAAAAGUGUGGCAUGUUGAACGAUUUGGCACCCUGCCACUUCUGGCUUUUCCCAAAAUUAAAAUCAUCUCUGAAAGGGAAGGGAUUUCAGAUCGUCAGUGAGAUUCAGGUAAAUGCCACAAGGCCGCUGAUGGUGAUUCCAACAAAGGAUUUUGCAGAGACACUGGGAGAACUGUGUGAGGUCCUGAUUUUAAGAGGACGAGGUGUCGUUGUCCUGUGUACAAUGUUUCUUGAAUCUCUUUCAUUAAAUGUCUCUAUUUUUUUCAUAUUACCUGGCUGGAUACUUUCCCGACAGAUCUCGUAUAGCUCUAAGGAGUAAAUUCUCAUUGCAAAGUAAUCACAAUGUCUGAUUUCAUUAGUUUACACUACAUGUUUUGCUGCUACCUCAGGAAACCACAGGAAGACGUAAAAUGCAUAGUUACAAUUCCAAUAUGGGGGAGUGAUGUAGUGGAAUUGACACACUGCUGUUAUUUUGCAGGACAAGAAGGUUGGUUAACAUUGUAGCAAGUUGUAAACACUAACAUUAUCAUUGUGUCUCCUCAGCAUUGCCUCGGACUACCUGCCUACGUUUAUGUAUUGUCUGGGCAGCAGAGACUUUGAAGUGGUUCAGACAGCAUUAAGAAACCUGCCUGAGUACACCCUUCUCUGUCCAGGUUUGUAUUUUAUUAAAAUUAAACUUUAAUUCACUUUAUACCAAUAUAUCUCUACUUCUCCACAUAUUUAACAAUAAUCACCGUUAGCUGCUAUUUUAUUAUUAUUUUUUUCCUUGUCUGAUAUUUUAAAACCUACAUAUUGAUUUGCUCCCAAACCUUGACAUCAUGUGUCAUUAUUUGGCCAAACAUUUUUCGGGCACCAAGUAAUGAAAAAAAGAGUUCACUGGAUGUUUUUAAUCAAUGGCAUUCUGGAUUGAAUUAAGCAUAGACAUUUCAUUCUAAUAAGCCUAUUUUAUUUAAUUUUUUUACUUUUUUUUUUUUACUUGGGUUCACUAAAGGCUUUUUAGGGGGAACACUGCUCUGCAGAGUUUGGUCAUGUCCUUCCUUAAACAAUGGAUUUUCUUUUCACAGAGCAUGCCGCUGUACUUCUUCACAGAGCCUUUCUUGUUGGCAUGUAUGGUCAAAUGGACACCAGUCCCCAGAUCUCUGAAGCCUUGAAGGUCCUACACAUGGAAGCCAUGAUUUAAGAAUAUAAGGUUUAUUGGAGAGAACAGGACUUUUUUAGACAUAAGCUUACAUUUGGGUGCUUUCAUGCAUUCGAAGGAUUACAAGACAAAAGCAUUGUCCAAUCCAGUUUAAAGUUUCAGUUAGUAAUGUAUUAACCCUUUAAGGACACAUGACAUGUCAUGAUUCCCUUUUAUUCCAGAAGUUUGGUCCUUAAGAGGUUAAAGCUAUUUUUGAUUUGUUAACUUUUUAUUUUAAUUUUUAUUUUUGAUCCUUAUUGACUGUAAUGACAAUUGUAAUUAAACGGUCUUAUUUAAAAAAAAUAAUAAAAUUUAAAAAAAACAGAGCAAUGCGCAGGACUCAUGGUAAGCAUGGAACACAGAGAGAUUUAGCAGAAUACAAAUAUGGGGUGUUUGCGUAUUCUGUGAAUUUUCCCCAAAUAAAUGUGUGGGGGAAAAAAAAAAAAAAACUGAAACAAAUAACUGCAUUUGAUCAAAUGGUUAAAUGAAAAGUAUCAAAAUGCUCUUACUUACCUGAAUACACACUUCCUUCUAGCCAUACGAAUUCAUAUUCACAUGGGGUGAUAGACUGAAAGUGGUCAGCUGAGAUUCACUGCCAAUCCCAUUUGCCCAUUAGCCUAAGCCGCAAAGAGGGAGGGUGGGGGGAUAGGCAUUAAGAACAGUUUAACUCUAAAUGGAAGGAUGGCACCAGGGGACUCCAUACACUAUAUAACCAUCACAGUAAGCUAAAGCAGUUAGUCUAUAAUGUCCAUUUAAGGAUAUCUUUGUAUUGUGCUGCAUUCUACUUUCUCUCAAAAUCAAUCAUAAAGCAUGAUGCUACCACCUCUAUGUUUCACCAUUGGGAUGGUAUUUUGCAGGCUAAAAUAGGUGUCUGAUUUCUUCAAGGCAUGACCGUUUGAAUUGAGACUAAACAUUCAUCAGGCCAGAGAAUCUUCUUUCUCUCAAUCUGAAAGUACUUUUAUGGCUUUGAUGUGUCUUGCAGUGAGGAGAGGCUUCCAUCUGGUCAAUCUAUCAUAAAGGCCAGUUUGGGAGAGUGCUGCAGUGUUGGUUGUACUUCUGCAAGUUUCUCCCAGCUCUGCACAUGAUCUCUGGAGUUAACCCAGAAUGGCUGUCAGGUUCUCUGUCACCUCCCGAACCAAGGUCUUUCUCCCUCAAUUGUUCAGAUUGGCAGGCGUCCAGCUCUAGGAAGAGUCCUGUUUGUUCAAAUUUCUUCCAUUGAAGAAGUAUGAAGACCACUGUGCUCUUUGGAAACAUUCAGUGCAGCCGAACAUGUAUUGUAGCCAUCCUCAUAUCUGUGCCUCGACACAAUCCUGUCUCUGAGCUCUGCAGUCAGUUCCUUUGACCUCAUGGUUUGGUUUUUGCGCUGAUACACAUUUACAGUUGUGAGACCUUAUAUAAUCACGUAUGUGCCUUUCCAAAUAAUUUCCAUGUAGAAACAUCUCAAAGAUGGUCAAAAGAAAUAUGAUUCAUUCAAGCUAAAUUUCAAGUGUCAUAGGAAAGUGUCUGAACACAUGUCAAAGUGAUAGCUUUUUGAUAAAUUUCCAAAGUAUUAAAAAAUCUGGUAUUUCCUCUGUGAUUAUGGAGAUUGACGUGUGGGAAAAAAAAAUGUUUUUAAACGAUUGUAGCAUAAGCCUGCAACAAAAAAUUAAGGUGUAUACUAAGUUACAAGAACAAUUAUGUUUUCAUGGACACAUAUAACUUUUUUCAUAUUUAUGAAAAGUGAUGCCCUGCAGUAUGUUUAAUGCAUAUUAAAAUAUUAAAAAUUAAAUUUAAAAUUCUG
This is a messenger RNA of Pelobates cultripes (western spadefoot toad), 7753 nucleotides long. NCBI's taxonomy places the organism in Eukaryota, Metazoa, Chordata, Amphibia, Anura, Pelobatidae. The record is from the annotation of a GenBank genome assembly.